This is a messenger RNA of Aureobasidium subglaciale EXF-2481, 1888 nucleotides long. RefSeq lists its product as uncharacterized. The transcript has 2 exons. Lineage: Eukaryota; Fungi; Ascomycota; Dothideomycetes; Dothideales; Saccotheciaceae. The record is from RefSeq and is a predicted model, not a curated record. Bases 95 to 1888 code for a protein of 597 amino acids.
GUUUUCGUUCAGGAAACUUCUUCAUGGCUUGGUCCCCGCCUGCCAAUAUCAGGACCAUCUUCAUUCUUUGCCUUCACUACACAUUUGCUCAACUAUGCCCUGGUCGUUCGCAUGUCCAUCCUCCUGCCAGAUGCUAGUCUUGGUAGCAUUCACACUCUUGUCAGCUCUCGUCGAAGGCACUCGAAAUCUUUCCGGUGCGUCUUGGGGAUCGACAGCAUACGAAUGGGGUCUUCUAGGACGAUAUCCUCAGCAGUCUUUCAAAUCAGCGCCUCUGCACCCGCCGCUCACCAACACUGUCCAAUGGGAUGAACAAUGUGCCCAAGGGUACACUUUGCUGAGUUUACGCGGCACUGCAGUUUCUGAACCAGCUGCGAUCAUGCUAGGUGGACACGGAGAACUGGUUUGGAUGGACGAGAGUUUCGGUCCCUACGUGAUGAACCUCAAGGUGCAGAAGUAUAAGGGCGAGCAAUACCUAACUUUCUGGUCCGGAGACAUCAGUCUUGGUUUCGGGCUCGGCACGUAUUACAUGCUCGACUCUCAUUACCAGGUGUUUAAACAAUUUUCUGCAGCGAGCACGCUGGAGAAUGACUUCCAUGAGUACGCCAUCACAACCGACAACACAGCCCUACUUACCAGUUACGACACUGUUGCAAGAGAUCUGUCGACCCUAGGAGUUGAAGGCCAAGGCUGGAUCUACGAUAGUCUUUUUCGUGAGGUUGACAUCGAGACUGGUGAGAUCAUCUUUGAAUGGCGUGCUUCAGACCAUUUCGCCGUCAACGACACCUAUUAUCCUAUAGAUGCCGCAGGCAGAAGUCCCGAAGCUCCGUUCGACUUCUUUCAUAUCAACAGUGUUGACAAGGAUAUUAACGGCGACUACAUUGUCUCGUCUCGCUUCAUGCACAGUAUUGCGUGCAUCUCGGCCAGGACUGGAAAGCUUCUCUGGACAUUGGGAGGUCGCAACAAUGAUUUCGAGGAUCUAUCCGAUGGCUAUGCUACAGACUUUGCUUGGCAACACCACGUUUCCGUACAAGACGACAAUCGGCUGAGCAUAUUCGACAACACGAGGUAUAGGAAAUGGCAUGAAGAGCUGCUGGAAAGUAACGGCGAGAUAAGCCGCGGACUACUGGUACAGCUGGAUACCGACAACAUGACUGUCGAGCUUGUCCAAGAGUACAUGAAUCCUGGAGCGAGAGGAUCACCUCAACAAGGCUCCAUGCAAGUCCUGAACUCUGGCAAUGUGUUACUGGGAUGGGGCUAUCAUGCAGGUUUCACCGAGUACAGUUCUGAUGGUGCAGUGCUUUGUGAUAUUCACAUCAACCCGGCUAUGUUCUUCCCCUUUGGAUUUGUCCACUCUUACCGCGCGUUCAGAGCCGCCACCUGGAUUGGCCGCCCAAAUACACAACCAGACAUCUAUCUCGAUCACGAAGAUGGAUAUGCCUUUGUGAGCUGGAACGGCGCGACAGAAGUUACAGGCUGGAAGCUGCAAACAGCCAACGCGACUUCUGGUGAUAAAAUCGUUUUCACCGAUGCUGUCAACACAAACAAAGACGGGUUCGAGACAAAGAUUGAAAUGCCAGAUGGUGACUACGGCUUUUUGCGCAUUAUCGCGGUGGAUAAAGCUGGAAAUGUAUUAGCCAGCUCGAAGACCGUGGCGGCGAACAAAAUCAGUGUGCCUGCUGCAUCCAGAAAGUGGAAGUAUGCAGUCGUCGCGCUCAUGUUCUGGAUUGUCUGUUUCGUGACAGGGUUUGCCAACCAGAAGGGACUGAGAGCGUUGAUACAAACAGGACAGCAAAAGGCCGGAUCAAGGUUCCGGUCGCGAGGAUGGAAAGACAUUUGGAUAUCUGGCAGUGCAAAGUCCGAGGAAGAGGAGAGGCUCUACCCCAGUUGA